Lactuca virosa is the source of this 2712-nucleotide messenger RNA. The record is from the annotation of a GenBank genome assembly. Lineage: Eukaryota; Viridiplantae; Streptophyta; Magnoliopsida; Asterales; Asteraceae.
CUCUCUCAUCUUCACUCUUAACAAAUCAAAAAAAGCACAACUUUUCACACCAAAUUUUCCAUUUUUGUUUCUUCCUUUACGAUCAUGUGGGUAGAUCUCUGAUGGGACUUCUCAUACAUGUGCUUCACUAGACCAGCAUUGCCUGAAUUGCCUCUUCUUUGAAUCUUUAUGAACAUAUAUUUAUUUAAAUAUGAUCGUUCACAGGUGAGUUUGAUGCAAUUCAAACAGCCCUAAAAAUUGUUUCAUUGCAUUUUCUCGUAAAGAUCAUCAUGGGGAUGCCAUAUAUAACUUGCUGAAAUCCCUCAGUACUCAUCUGUUCUUGAGCAAACCCAAAUCUUUGAAGAAUCCGUUCUUUAUUGUGUAAAAAAGCAAAGAUGUCGUCGAAGGGAGCUGUGUAUGUAGCAAUUGCUGCCGCCAUUGGCAACAUGUUGCAAGGAUGGGAUAAUGCCACAAUUGCAGGAGCUGUUCUUUACAUCAAAAAGGAAUUCCAUUUAGAAACACAACCAACAAUCGAAGGGCUAAUCGUAGCCAUGUCACUAAUCGGUGCAACAGUUAUCACAACAUUCUCAGGACCUGUAUCAGACAACAUCGGAAGGCGUCCAAUGCUUAUAAUUUCUUCAAUGUUUUACUUCACUAGUGGUCUAGUAAUGUUUUGGUCUCCAAAUGUUUACGUUUUGCUAAUAGCAAGACUUCUUGAUGGGUUCGGGAUAGGUCUGGCUGUGACACUUGUGCCCUUAUAUAUCUCUGAAACAGCCCCAUCAGACAUUAGAGGACUGUUGAAUACACUUCCACAGUUCACGGGUAGUAUUGGAAUGUGUUUAGCGUACACUAUGGUAUUCAUUAUGUCAUUAAAAUCCGAUGCCAGUUGGAGAAUGAUGCUUGGGGUCCUCUCUUUACCUUCUGUUGGGUACUUUCUUUUAACUUUGUUUUUCUUGCCUGAAUCUCCUCGAUGGUUGGUGAGUAAAGGGAAGAUGGAUGAGGCUAAAGUUGUCCUCCAGUGGCUUCGUGGCAAAGAAGAUGUAUCGGGAGAAAUGGCGUUACUAGUUGAAGGUCUAGAAGUGGGAGGAACUGAAACGUCAGUAGAAGAGUACGUCAUCGGGGCUGAUAACGAGCUUAGUGAAGAUCACGUUGAAGAGAAAGAUCAGAUCAAGUUAUAUGGAGCAGAAGAAGGUCAAUCAUGGGUGGCUAAACCUGUGAGGGGCCAAAGCUCUUUAGUCUUAGCUUCACGUCAAGGAAGUGUGACAGCACAUAUGAUGGAUCCGAUGGUGACUCUAUUCGGAAGUGUCCACGAGAAACAAAACGAAAAUGGAAGUAUGAAAAGUAUGCUUCUUCCAAAUUUCGGAAGCAUGUUCGCUCAAGAACACCAUAAAACAGACAACUGGGAUGUCGAGAGCAAUCACGACAAGGGUAAUUUGUCAGAUGAUGAUGAUGAUAAUAACUUGAAGAGUCCAUUGUUAUCUCGUGAAGCAACAGAAAGAGACGUGGGUGCCCCUGCUUCAAGGGGUAGUAUGUUAUUGAACAACGCUAAUGAGACAACCGCCGCCAUGGGGAUUGGCGGUGGAUGGCAGCUGGCUUACAAAAAGACCGACGAUGGGAAGAAAUCCGGUGGACUUAAGAGGAUCUACCUGCACCAGGAGGGCGGCGCCGCCGUUGAAUCUAGACGUGGGUCAAUUGCUGCACUUGGUGUCGGUGGUGGUGGUGAUGGUGAGGCUGUUCGUGCGUCGGCUCUUGUGAGUCGAUCGGUUCUUUGUCUAGACAAUGUCACCGGAGAAAACCCUAUUCAGACAGGUACAAUCAAGCCGCCGCCGUCUGCUAAAAAGGGCACAAGUUGGUCGGAGCUUUCAGAGCCUGGUAUUAAACAAGCGUUGAUUGUUGGUGUAGGGAUUCAAAUACUUCAACAGUUUUCUGGUAUAAAUGGAGUUUUGUACUACACUCCUCAAAUUCUUGAACAAGCUGGGGUAGGAAUUCUUUUGUCUAGCAUGGGAAUUGGUUCUGAAUCGGCUUCUUUUCUCAUUAGCGGUGUCACAACCUUAUUGAUGCUUCCUAGCAUUGGUAUCGCCAUGAGGCUUAUAGAUGUAGCUGGCCGAAGGAUGUUGCUCCUAGCUACACUACCGGUUCUUUUGACAUCACUCAUUGUACUAGUUUUGAGCAAUAUGAUUCACAUGGAUUCAGUAACCCAUGCAGUUAUCUCCACCAUUAGUGUUGUAGUUUACUUUUGCACAUUCGUCAUGGGUUUUGGACCAAUCCCCAACACACUUUGCUCAGAGAUCUUCCCAACGCGUGUGAGAGGCCUUUGUAUCGCCAUUUGUGCACUUACCUUUUGGGUCGGAGACAUUAUAGUCACUUACACACUUCCAGUGCUGCUCACCACCAUUGGCCUUCAGGGUGCUUUUGGAAUCUAUGCGGUUGUAUGUACCAUCUCAUGGUUUUUUGUUUACUUCAAAGUGCCUGAAACAAAGGGUAUGCCACUUGAAGUCAUUACAGAAUUCUUCGCCAUGGGUGCUAAUAAGAAGUCAAAUUGAUGAGAUUAUGAAGAUUGAGACAAGCACAAAACCUUUCGAUGAUGUGGUAGGGCUCAAGAUCAAGAAACUAUAUAUGUGCUAAGAGGUCGAAAGGAAUCAAAUAAAUUUGUUAUGAUUCACAUCAUAGUUUGUAUUGAAUUUUUGCACUUUAAGUUUCAUUUCAUUGAGGUUACAAACAUGAUAUCGGGAU